AGGGCGGAGCGCGCCGGAGCCGUCCGCGCCGUCGAGGAGGCGCCGAGCGAGGCCGGGGCGGGCAUGGAGCUGCUGCUGCUGCUGCUGCUGGCGUGGGCCCCCCUGCUGGGGCUGUGCGUGGCCUCUGCCGAGCGACACACCGUCUUUUGGAACAGCAGCAACCCCAAGUUUCUGUGGGAUGACUAUGCCGUGGAGGUACACUUGAAUGACUACCUGGAUAUCAUCUGUCCGCAUUAUGAGGACAGCAGCGUCCCCCCGCACACCAUGGAGCGGUACAUAUUGUACCUGGUGGAGAGGGAGGAGUACGAAACGUGCAAGCCGCGGUCCAAGGACCAGAUCCGCUGGGAAUGUGACCGGCCGGAUGCCCUCCAUGGGCCGGAACGCUUCUCUGAGAAAUUCCAGCGAUUCACGCCCUUCACGUUGGGCAAAGAGUUUCGGGAGGGUCACGACUACUAUUAUAUUUCAAAGCCAAUCCAUCGACAUGGAGAAACCUGUCUCAAGUUGAGGGUGUCGGUGGCUGGAAAAAGCACUCGGAUGCCUCCCGGCCAUGCUCCCACCCAGAAGGGGAGACUCCAGUCAGAUGACCCUGACGCCCCAAUGUUGCGGAGCGUGGGCCAGAACUCUGCGCCCCGGCCCUGCAGCCCGUUCACCUUCUUCGGCCUCCUAGUUCCUCUACUCCUACGGCAUGGACUCUGACACCUGCCAUACCAGCAGAGCCAUGAGGACUGAAGGCGGUGCUCGUGUUCGCGGGUCCGCCGUGGGCUCACAACUCCUCCGCAAGAGGCUGUGGACCAGUCAGUAUUAGGGGGUUGAGCAGUGGGAUCAAAUGGACGGCAGCUGUCAACACAGCGAGGGAAGCAGCAGGGCAGAGAGUGGCGACAGACUGUGGCUGUGACCAUGGAAACGGACACUGAGCACUUUCAGAGGUUAAGGUUUGGUCAGUGUGGGCCUGGUUGAACAAACAACCAGGCGUGGACUACCUGAGGGGAUCUGGUACUAGUCUCCUCUGUAGCGAAGAACCACACUCACUGGAUGGGCCCGGUCGGACUCAGCUUCCCUUAUCCCAGGGUACACGGCGCUGAUUAUCCGGCGGGCAGAAGCAACCUGAAUUGCUACAAGUGUGCCACGGGACAUGCCACGUUGCUGGAGUUUGUGGGCUCUGGGAUCGUGCUAGGCACACCGUGACUCCAAAUCUACCAGCUCCCUGCUGUGGACUCUACAGAGCAAAUAAUUUAUAAGACAAUAAACAGGCUGGGCCUGGAUUUUGGGGGCGCCCCUCUUUUAAGCUUUCCUGAUGAACCCCUCUUCUCCCCACAUAAGAUGCAAAGGAAUUCUGUCCUUUGAUCCGCAAGAGCAAAGUGGACUCCAGCCGGUUUCAAAUGUAAGAAAGGACUAUUGGACCAAAAUAAGAAUCCUUCCCGUGAUUGGUUCCCAUAUUUUGAUAUUUUGGGGUACACUGCCUCAGCAUAUGGAGGUUCUAUUCCCCAUCAAGGCUAAUAGCCUCCUCAGUCAUUUAGUUUUGCCUCCCAUCUUCUCUGUUCCGAUCCAGUUUUGAGGCUGGGGUGUACAACUUCCUCUGUUGUCCUGCCUCAUCUCACAGGUUCUUAAAGUUCGGGAAGGUGUCAGUUGAGGAGACAAUAAAAGGUGAUGUUGCACAAGAUCACUCGACAACGUUAUGAAGUCCCGGGGAGAGUGGCUAAAUUGAUAGUGAAAAGAACAUUUUUGAGGAGAGGGGGGUAGGACCAGAGGGCAACACCUCUAUGUAAAUCUCUUUCUACCACUGGAAUUUUUAUACUGAAUAAAUAACUCCAAAACAAG
Molecule: messenger RNA, 1818 nt
Organism: Eublepharis macularius
Lineage: Eukaryota; Metazoa; Chordata; Lepidosauria; Squamata; Eublepharidae
Gene: EFNA1
Product: ephrin A1
Exons: 5
Coding region: 64-696 (210 amino acids)
Biological process (GO): ephrin receptor signaling pathway; axon guidance
Cellular component (GO): plasma membrane
Molecular function (GO): ephrin receptor binding
Source: RefSeq, a predicted model, not a curated record